Molecule: messenger RNA, 1651 nt
Organism: Salvelinus namaycush (lake trout)
Lineage: Eukaryota; Metazoa; Chordata; Actinopteri; Salmoniformes; Salmonidae
Product: glucoside xylosyltransferase 1-like
Exons: 7
Coding region: 69-1328 (419 amino acids)
Biological process (GO): protein O-linked glycosylation via N-acetylgalactosamine
Molecular function (GO): UDP-xylosyltransferase activity
Source: RefSeq, a predicted model, not a curated record
UGAAUGGUGGUAGCCAGCUUCGUUCUGUGUCAUGACUUUGAGUUUUGAAAGCGCUUUUACUUUUAAUAAUGCGGCGUUACAUUCGUGCAUUCCUCGUGUGCAUGUUGUUUGCCGUGUUCUCGGCCUUGUACGUGUAUAGUAAACUAUUUUAUUCAGAUCUGUCGGUCGGGGGAGGACUGGGUGGGAAGACUUUCCUCCAUCGAGCCGCGGCCUCUCAGCGAAGCGACAUUGGACAAGAAACCAGGCGAGGGCCGGACGAAACAGGCCCAGGCGAUCAACACUGGUACACUAGGUACAUCAUGAGGAAAGCAGAGGGCCGUGUUAGGACGGCAGCAGCCAUGCACCUGGCUGUAGUGGCCUGCGGACAGAGACUAGAGGAGACUCUCACCAUGCUGAAGUCUGCUGUUAUGCUCAGCAUCAAACCACUGUGCCUGCACAUCUUCGCUGAAGACCAGCUGCAUGCCAGCUUUAUAGAAGCUUUAGAGUCGUGGCCAAGUUCCUUCCGCUGCAGGUUUAACUACACUCUGUACCCCAUCACCUUCCCCCAUGAGAAUGCUGGAGAGUGGAAGAAGCUCUUCAAACCAUGUGCUUCUCAGAGACUCUUCCUACCUCUCAUCCUAAAGGAGGUGGAUUCUCUAGUCUAUGUGGACUCGGACAUCUUGUUCCUCCAGCCUGUAGACGCUCUGUGGUCCCUGCUAGCUCACUUCAACGCUACCCAGCUGGCCGCCAUGGCGCCGGAGCACGAGGAGCCACGCAUCGCCUGGUACAGCCGCUUCGCCCGCCACCCCUACUAUGGCAGGACGGGCAUCAACUCUGGAGUCAUGCUCAUGAACAUGACACGCAUCAGGGCCACAUACUUCAAGAAUGACAUGACGUCAGUGGGUCUGAGGUGGGAGGAGCUGCUGAUGCCCCUGCUGCAGAAAUAUAAACUAAACAUGACCUGGGGAGACCAGGACCUGCUCAACAUCAUCUUCCAUCACAACCCUGAGUGUCUGUUGGAAGUCCCCUGCCACUGGAACUACCGUCCAGACCACUGUAUCUACGGCAGUAACUGUGGCUCCGCGGAGGAGGAGGGUAUCUUUAUCCUGCACGGGAACAGGGGAGUGUACCAUGACCUCAAACAGCCUGCCUUCAGGGCCGUCUACGACGCCAUACGACAGUACUCAUUUAGGGAGGAUCUUGUGAGCUCUCUGCUGGUCCCACUGGAAGAAGAGCUGUUGAAGACGACCCGUUCAUACUGUGGUAAAUCACAUGUUCUGUUUACUAAGAGACUGGCUCACAGCCUGGCCAACGUCAACAGAGAUGCUCAGCGUCCACAUGGACGGUAGUCUGAUGUCCUGGGCCUCUAGGCUGUCCUAUAGUGUUGUCAUGGUCAGAGAGAUGGUAGCCUGGGUCCUGUUCAUUAGAGCACACUGUAGCAAAACUUUUUGCAAAGGAAAACUAAAAUGGGCGUUUCUUAUUGGACAAGUUGAGCUAGUGCCUACUUUGUUCCAUUUCGUGGUCUUCUGUUUCAUGACUACUUGGCACCUACAGUCUCUACAGCUACAUGGCUGAAGGAAUUUAUUGAUAUAUUUUUAUUUAACUAGGCAAGUCAGUUAAGAACAAAUUCUUAUUUUACAUUGACUGCCUACCCCGGCCAAACCCUCUCCUG